This is a messenger RNA of Ictalurus punctatus (channel catfish), 4854 nucleotides long. It is a transcript of the gene mms19, whose product is annotated as MMS19 homolog, cytosolic iron-sulfur assembly component. Gene Ontology annotation, cellular component: cytosolic [4Fe-4S] assembly targeting complex; MMXD complex. The record is from RefSeq and is a predicted model, not a curated record. The transcript has 31 exons. Gene Ontology annotation, biological process: iron-sulfur cluster assembly. Lineage: Eukaryota; Metazoa; Chordata; Actinopteri; Siluriformes; Ictaluridae. Bases 117 to 3212 code for a protein of 1031 amino acids.
ACAAGAACUUACAGUGUAAUUUUGUUGUCGUUAUAAUCGUGUGUAAUUAUCAGGUAAUUUACUUGCGCGAAAGACCGUCUGCGCAUGCGCCAGGAAGACGUUGGAAGCGCUUCGCGAUGGCUACCGAUAGUAGUGAACUGUUAGGUCUGGUGGAGGAAUUUGUCUCGGGAAAAGCUGACAGUUCGGCUGCAAAUAUCGCGACAGGUGUCAAGGCUGGACAGUUCUCCAUACUUCAGCUGGUUGACGCACUAGGGUUAAGUUUAACAAGCUCUCAGACUCAGACACGCAGCCGAGGGGUGCAGCUCCUCUCGCAAGUCCUGCAGACAUGCUACAGCGGCCUUUCCGAGAGCGAAGUGAAGGUCCUGGUAACGUUCUACGAGAACCGGCUAAAAGAUCACUAUGCUAUCACGCCACACGUUCUGCACGGACUCACCGCUCUGGCGAAGUGCGCAGUGCUGCCUCCUGGUUCAGCAGUGUCUAUUCUGAAAGCCCUCUUCCAGGAUGUGCACGUACAGUCCAUGAUGUUGACCGAGCGCGCAUGUGUCUACAACAUACUCAUCAGCCUCAUGGACUCAAGAGAAAAGGAGCUGAAGGGUUUGGGUCCAGACUUUGUGUAUGGAUUUGUGCAGGCUGUAGAUGGAGAAAGAGAUCCUCGCAACCUACUGCUGGCCUUCCAGAUAGCCAGAAACAUCAUCCACAGAGGUUAUGACCUCAAUCAGUUUACAGAGGAGCUCUUUGAAGUCACAUCCUGCUAUUUCCCAAUAGACUUCACGCCUCCACCCAAUGACCCUCACGGGAUCAAGCAGGAGGACCUCAUCCUCGCUCUACGGGCAGUUCUAACCGGCACGCCACGAUUCGCAGAGUUCCUGGUACCAUUACUUAUCGAGAAGCUUGACUCAGACGUCCAGAAUGCCAAGGUGGACUCCCUGCAGACGCUGGCUGCUUGUGCACCUGUCUAUGGACACAAAGAGCUGGCCGAGUUCCUCCCAGGGCUCUGGUCCUCCAUACGCAGAGAGGUAUUCCAGACGGCGAGUGAGAGAGUCGAGUCAGCAGGUCUCUCUGCUCUUAGUGCUAUCACGUCCUGCCUGUCUCGCAUUGUGCUCACGUCAGACUCGGGAGAUGCUCUGCAAACAUUCCUAGAGCUCGUCCUCAAAGACUGUCAGCACCAUCUGUGUGAGCCAGAUCUGAAGCUGGUGUGGCCUAGUGCUAAGCUGCUGCAGGCUGCAAGUGGCGCCUCCUACAGGGCAAGCCUCAUAGUGACAGCAGUGGUGCUGCCUGCACUGUUCGAGCAGUACAACUCCAGAACUCAGUGUGCUCAUCGGCGCACUCUGUUGGAGGUGUUGCAGGGCUUCAUCCAGCCCACUGUGAGCAGCCAGCCUGCAGAACAAGAGGACAACGUGCUGUUCCCCUUCCAAAAGUCUCUCUGCAACGUAGUGUUUUCUGCCCUGGCUGAGUCAAAUGCAUCUCUUCAAGUCACAGCUACAAAAGUUCUUGCCACACUGGGCCAGCAAUCUGGCCUGUUACUGGAGACAGAUGUGGAAAUAGCGGUGGAUCACCUGACGAGGCUCGUCGUAGAAGAGGACGACGUACAAGUCAGUUUGGCAGUAAUGGAGUGCGCAGGAUCUCUGGCUCGUCUCCAUCCGGCUGUUUUCGCUCCCCGAAUGGUUCCAAGACUGAAGGAUGAAAUAUUCACAGAACCCAUGGCUGAAGGAGACACCUCCACUCACCCUCAUAGUCGAAGCAAAGCAGCAGCAGCACGAGAGCGCAGUGUGACGGCUCUCGCCUACAUCUCGUCGCAGCUCAGCGUGGUGCAGGAGAGCGCCCAUGUACUACUGCAGGUCUUAUCUGCUGCACAUAAAGGAAGCAGCAGUUUCUCCACAGAGGAGGUGAUUUCAGUGUGUCGCAGUCUGCAGAGGAUAGCCGAGCAUGCUCAGCACACAGUGGAAAUUGGUGACUUUUUCCACAAAGUUGUCAUUCCACGAUUACUGGGUCUGUCCCUGCAUGCAGCUCUGCAGAGUCAGAAGUGCUCGGGUCACACUAGUCCCCUCACAGAAGAGGCCAUACUGUCUGCUAUAGUUCCUGUCAUAAGCACUGCUUGUGCAGCACUACAGCCAGUACCCGCUACUCAAAUGGCUGCGCAGGUCGUUUCCCUUUUCUUAGAUGGAGAUGUAUCGUGCCUGCCAGAAAACGCCUACCCGUCCCAGAUUCAGCUGCUCGAGAGCCAGUCAGACUGUUGGUCCCAGUCACAGCUGGUGUGUUUGCUCAUGGCCUCUGUGUGUUCCCUUUCACAACAGGUGGACAUUCCUGAUUUUGACAGGCUUCUAGUCCAGUUGGAGGAGCUGAUUUUUACAUGUCCACACGCGUUCUCCUACACAUCCGCAGCUAAGUGUUAUGCCGGCCUGAUCAACAAAAGAGCAGCAGGCCAAGCCCUGGAUGCUGUUCUGGAGAAGACCUUGAAAAGAAUAAGUGCAACGUUAAACUGUGAAUCCUCGGCACAGCGAGUUCAAGCCUUCACUUUACUGAUCUGGGUGGUCAAGGCUUUGCUUCUGCGCUACCAUCCUCUGUUAGUGAACUUAACUGACAAGCUCUUCUGCCUUCUGAGUGAUGAUCAGUUAGGUUCUCAGGCAGCAGACAGUUUCUCGCUACUUAUGAGUGAUUCUCCAGAUGUGCUGAACCGCAGCUGCCAUGCCAAUGUGCGCAUUAUGUACCGCCAGCGAUUCUUUACGGAGAACUCUGCUAAACUUGUUCAGGGCUUCAACUGUGCAGAGCAAGAGAAGAGGUCUGUAUUUCUGAAGGCCUUGUCACACAUCGUCAAUAAUCUGCCCAGACAAGUGCAACUCUCAGAGCUUCCUGCUUUGCUGCCCCUGCUUUUAGAAGCAUUGUCGUGUCCCGAUGAGGCGGUGCAGCUCUCCACUCUCUCCUGCCUUCAGCCACUGCUCAUGGAACCUCCACCCGCUCUCACCACACAGCUGGAGGCUCUUUUCACCCGUCUGCUCGCUCUAACCACCAGCCCUGCUAUGAAAGUGAGGAAAAGCGCCUUGUGCUGCGUCCACGCCCUGUCUCGCCUCCCUAGUCACAUGGUGUUGCCUUUCCGUGCCAGGGUGCUGCGCACUCUUGCUAAGCCACUAGAUGACAAGAAGAGACUGGUGAGGAAGGAGGCGGUAGCAGCCCGUAGUGAAUGGUUUUUGUUAGGGAGUCCAGGAGGAAGGUGAAGUAGAGAGCACUGCUGUCCAUCACCCACAGCCUCUUCUACACACUUCUAGUCAUUCUGUCGUACCGCAUCGCUCUACUUACACACAGCAGGAGUGAAUGAAGUUAGCCUGUUUCAUCUAGGCAUAAGGAACACUCGAAGAAGAAUGUACUCAAGUAAUGCACUGAGGUAGAUGGAGCUCACUCCUGCCACAUUUUCUUCCUGAACCUGAGCAGGUGAUGCAGCAAGUCUGACAUGAUUUCUGGUACUUAAAAGUAAACAUGGUUUACAGAAUGUUUUUAGUCCUCGCCAGUUUCCAUUCUAUGAACAAAUAGUCAUGUAGGCUGCUUUUCUGCUUUCUCACACAUAUCCCAGUCUUGCCAUGAAGCAAAGGGAUGCAAACUAUAUGUUCAGUAUGUGAACAUGGUGGUUGAAUUGAUAUUUUACUGACAUUGUUUAUUUAGUAAUCAAAAAGUGUUUAUUUAGAAAAAAAGAGAGAGAGAGAGAUUCCAUGUAUUAUGCUGCUUUCACAUUAGGCAUGUUUUUUCCUCAUAAAAAGAUCUGACCCCUUUUUUUUUUUUUUUUAAUCUCCCUCAACACACACUGUACCCCUAACAACACACUUACCAGUCCAAACUAGUAACAUUUAACUAACUAGUUUAGCUUGUAUUCUAGAAUAGAUUUAUUAUUAUCAGUUAAUAAAGAUUGUUUAACUUUGGUGAUGAGAAGGUUGUCUGCCUUCACUGUAGCUUGGAGGCAACAAAUCAAGAGAAGUGGCUCUGCGUGUGCAGGUUGACUGUAUGCAACCAUAGUAAAAGUAGGACCACGGUGUUUUACUGGUGAAUGUCCCAAAACCAGACAAAUUGUUAUUUAUACCAAUAUUGCAACAUUGGAGUAAUUCUGGUUCAACAUGGGGGAUGGGCAGGCUUCAAGGUCUAUGGUUUGGUCCUGAUCGCAGUUUACUGGCGGUGUGGAGUUUGACCUGCUCUUUCCAUGUCCAUGUGGGUUCCUUUGGACGUUGAGGAGAAAUGCACAAUGCACCAUGCUAGACUGGUGUCCAGUUACUGCAUGUAUUCCCACCUCAUGCACAGUGUUUCUGGAAUACACUCUGUAUCCAUGAUGAUCCUGCCCUGGAUAAAGUGCUCACUAAAGAUGAUUCGAGUUAAUGAAUGACCUACAUUUCCAUAGGUUCGUUUACUAAAAAGAUUGGCCCUUUGUCCUCUAUGAUGGUUUGUUGCAUCCCCCCCCCAAUUUUCUUGACUGGUAAAAACAAACAAAAAAAAGAAGACAUGGUUGAUAUCACUUGACACCAGAAAAUUGACCUAAAAAAAAAUCACAGCGUCUUUUAAAAGUAUCGCAUUCACACUUUCCAUCACACUUUCCGUUGAGUUACAUGUAAAAUAUGCACUGGUGGUUGAGAAAAAAACAUAACCAAGUGUAAAAGCAGCCUAAAUGACUUUUUUCAUCUGUAUUUUCCGUUUUCCAAGAUGUUCUCAAAGCCACAGGGUUGAUUUGUUGUUCGUUUCAUUUCACUGGAAAGACCCAACACUGAAGCCUCACAAGAAAACUUAUGCCAAGGAUCAAGUAGACAAUAUUUAAACAUCAAUCAAACUCUUUGUAAAUGUGUAAAAUGGAAUUAAACCCCAUUAUUAUACUGUCAUAAA